Dentiscutata erythropus is the source of this 1755-nucleotide messenger RNA. Lineage: Eukaryota; Fungi; Glomeromycota; Glomeromycetes; Diversisporales; Gigasporaceae. The record is from the annotation of a GenBank genome assembly.
AUGUCAAAAUCAUCAGUACAAGACAAACGUGCUAAUCAGAUGUCUCUAUCAAUUACAACAGAGGAGCUUGAACCUAUGUUAAAGGUGAUAGACAACAAUACCAAGAGAAUAUCCACGUCUGAAAUUUCUGAUUUUCAGCCUGUACUAAAUGACUGCAUGAUUGUUACACGGAAUAUCGUGACAGGUCUUCUAAGUACUGAUCUUCAAAUAAUGCCAUUUGAGGUUACACAUCCAGUUAACGACGAUGAAUCAAAGAAGCAGCAAAAGGGAAAUAUGACUAAGGAUGAUACGCAACCGUCAAAAACUGAUACCAUAUCAAAGCAAGUCGAUCAUUCACAGUCUACAACAGCCUCUCCAAUAUUCAUAGAUCUUACAGCGUCGCCUCCAGCUGCGUCUGAACUUAUAUCAAAAACAAAUCAGGAAGACAAAAAUGAACCUAUCCAGCGUCAAGCCUAUGAUAUCGAUAGCUUAUCCCAAAAUACCAGCCAUAAACGAAAAAGGGGACUUAACACUGGUUCUCGAGAUAUCGUUUCUGGUAUGGGAACACUUAUCAUAGAUGACAAACAAAAAUCUUCUGAAUAUGCUACAAAAAUUAUUAAAGAAAAGAAACACUUUGGUAAUUUAGAAAAAAAUGAUGAAAAUACCUCAAAAUCAAAUCAAAGUGAUGAUAACGACGAGAUGUCAACUGAUGAGUUCUUUAUAAAGUCUCCAAAAAAAAAAAAAGAUGUUAAGGGGAAAAGUGUUACAUCUAAUGAAAAAAGUGAGGGUAUAGAACAUAAUAACAAGGAAUCAUCUUGGAAUAAACAGUUAAACCAUCCUAAUUUUCAGGAUAUUUUAACCAAAUAUGCCAACAAUACCAGGAUUUUUCAGACUGGAGAAUUUGAGCAUACAGUAACUUCAAUGUAUGAUGUUGUAUAUUCACAUUAUGCAGAAUUUAACAAGAAAAAAGUUUCAUUAUCGACAAUUGAGUGGGGUGAUGUAUCAUUAAGGGUAGGCGCUUCAUCAGACACAAGCAAGAAGUAUAUGCUCUAUAGUGCUGUCGAACUAAUAAAUAAAAAUCCUACAUGUUUGGGUAUUAUGGAUUGUGAUCUCUUUUCAAAAGAUGAUGAAAAAAUAAGAAAUAAUAAUUUACAGAUCAUGAACAAACUUAAAUUCACUAAACGUAAUAAAAAUAGACAAUGUGGGAAUGUUCAUUUUAUUAAAUGCAUUCCACAUCAUGAUCAUGAAUUAAUUCAACAAGCAAGGUGUAUAUCUUUUCAUGUGAUUGUUGCUCAUUUAAUUUGCAUGCUUAAUAGACAAAUCCCUUCUCGGAAGUUUGUGGUGGACAAUUCUAACAAUGAUAAUAUAGGUCCAAGCCUCUCAGUUGAUAAAAAUCAACGAUUAAUUGUCAAUGGAGCAUUAACCGGGCACCUUGUAGUUUGGGAUUUAUACGGAUUUGGAUCCUACCAUAAUUCAACUGUAUUUUACCCACAGUUCACCACAAAAGUCAUUGAAGAUCCUGCUACUGAAAAAAUUCUUGCCGUUGAUUUCAAUACAAUCACUAAUGAGAUUUGUUGUACUACCAGCGGAGGCGAUAUAAAAAUUUGGGAUUAUCGUAAUAAUAACGUUCAAAAGGCUCACAAUGUCGCUAUAACUAGUUGUCACUGGAAUCCUCAUGAUAAGCAUUACUUUUUAACAGCUGAUGAAGAUGGAAAUAUUAAAUAUUGGGAUUCGAGAUCAAUGCGUAGUUUAAUUGGAUUAUUACAGGCAAGGUGA